Salvelinus namaycush (lake trout) is the source of this 1952-nucleotide messenger RNA. RefSeq names its product tripartite motif-containing protein 35-like. Gene Ontology annotation, molecular function: zinc ion binding; protein binding. The transcript has 6 exons. The coding region runs from base 28 to 1545 and encodes 505 amino acids. Lineage: Eukaryota; Metazoa; Chordata; Actinopteri; Salmoniformes; Salmonidae. The record is from RefSeq and is a predicted model, not a curated record.
CUCAGAACAAGCACACAUCUCUCCAUCAUGGCUGCCACCUGGACCCUGGAGGACGACAUGUCCUGCCCUGUGUGCUGUGAUGUUUUCACUGACCCUGUGGUGCUGGGCUGCAGCCACAGCUUCUGCAAGAGCUGCCUGGACAGCUACUGGAACACUCAGGUCAUCAAAAAGUGCCCCGUCUGCCGCCACCAUUCCCUAACCGACGCUCCACCCAGUAACCUGGCUCUGAGGAACAUCGUGGAGACCUUUGCGAGGGAGAGGAGCCACAAUACCACCAAGCAGGAGGAGACGAGAGAGGGGGAGAAGGAGAGCCAGGGAAGGAGGGAGUCAGGAGGGAGGAGUGGGUUGGUACGGGAUGGGGAUGAAAGGUGCGGUCUCCAUGGGAAGAGGUUGUUGUUGUUCUGUGUGGAGGACAAGGAGGCUCUGUGUGCGGUGUGUCAGACCUCCAGGAGACACAGGAGCCAUCAGCUCUGCCCUGUGGACGAGGCUGCUCAGGACCUCAAGGAGGAAGUGAAAGCAUCUAUCGUCCCUCUGAGGAGGAAGUUGGAGACAUUCCAAAAGUUGAAGGAGGAUUGCAUGAAAACAGCAGAACACAUCAAGAGCCAGGCCAAGCAAACAGAAAGGAAGAUAAGAGAUGAGUUUGUGGAGCUGCAUCAAUUCCUGCGUCUGGAGGAAGUUGUCCGGCUGUCUGCCCUCUCUGAGGAGGUGGAGAUGAAGACAGUUAUAAUGGCAGAGAAGAUUGAACACCUGGCCAAAAAGAUGACCUCCCUGACCAGCAACAUCAGAGAGAUAGAACAGGAUAUAGAGGCAAACGACCUUCCAUUUCUCCAGGCUUACAAGAACAACAAAGCAAGGGCCAACUGUACAUUGCAGGAUCCAGAGCCUGUAUCAGGGGCAUUGAUCGAUGUGGCCCAACACCUGGGCAAUCUGAGGUUCAAGAUCUGGGAGAAGAUGGAGGAGAAGGUGCAAUACACCCCAGUGACUCUGGACCCCAACACUGCGGCCCCCUGGCUCUCUCUCUCAGACGACCUGACCAGUGUGUGCGUCAGUGGAGAGAAGCAUCACGUCCCCAACAACCCAGAGCGCUGUGACACGUGUGUUUGCGUGCUGGGGGCCGACCCCUUCAGUUCCGGCAGUCACUUUUGGGAGGUGGAGGUGGCGGGUAAGACCAGAUGGGACCUGGGGGUCCUGAGAGAGAGUGUGCGUAGGAAAGGGGUCCUGAGUGUGAACCCUGUCCACGGGUUCUGGGCCCUGUCCCUGAGGGACGGCGGCCAGUACAGCGCCUGCACCAUGCCCUGGACCCGUCUCACUCUGAAGAGGAGGCCCAGGAGGGUCAGAGUGUGUCUGGACUAUGACGCGGGAGAGGUGACUUUCUAUGACCCCACUGACAUGUCACUCAUCUAUACAUUCAGGGACAAGUUUAAAGAGCCAUUGUUGCCCUACCUCUGUCCCUGUGUGAGUGACAGCGGCCGCAAUGCUGAGCCACUAAAGAUAUGCCCUGCCAAAGUGUCAUUGGUUUAUGAUGUUGGUGAUAAAGUUUUGUAGAUUACAAUAUGUAUUUUUUAGAGGAGACAUUGCUAAUGCAUCCAUAUGUCUCACUAUCUAUUAUUAACACAAUGGAUGUAUAUUUUCUAUAUAUAUAUGUUUGGGUAUAUGUGAAUGGAACAAUUCUUAUCCUAUAUAAUAUCAUAAGUCAUAUUUUCUUGGUGUGUGUCAAAUGGCAAGAUAAAUUAAACAAAAAAGGUGAUCAUUACUCAACAUUAGUGUUAAUAUUCUGUAAGACUUGUUCUAAAUGCUUAUGAAUGAUCAUGCUUAUAAAUGCUUAUAAAUGUGUAUAAAUACAAAAAUUAAAUAAUUUUAUGUUUAUGAAUGACAUGAUUUAUUCCUGAUUUAUUAAUGGUUUAUUGUUUAUUCAUGAAAGUUCUUAAUAAAGUGUUUCUUGUCAACAUUGA